AUGACGACUCUCAUCCCGCGUGGGCCGUACUCCCCGGAGGAGUUGGAACAACUCUAUCCAAAGUCAUUGAAGCUACAAUUGGUUCAGGUGUUCCUACGUCAUGGUGAACUCUGGCCGUACUGCAAUGUUGCGCGAAAUAUGGUUCAGAUUGCGGCGAGCAAGCAGGACCUUUCCAGUUGGGACGGGUUUCAAUGGCGCCGAAAGAUCGAGACCUUUGGUGACAACGACGAGGCCAGGGUCGCGUCGGGAUCGGAUGGUAACCUUGAAUCGAUUUGUCAACACGGUGAAUUGACAGACAAGGGUCGCGAAACAACCUAUGCUCUCGGACAACGCUUGCGUCAUCUCUAUGUUGACCAGCUUGGGUUCAUGCCCAAGAUCAAGGAAGAUACGGAGGAUAUGUACCUGCGAGCUACCUCGAUUCCCCGCGCUUUGGAGUCAAUGCAGCAAGCUUUCUGGGGCAUGUACCCUACCAGCGCGCGCACCCAGGACUUUCCUCCCCCAGUGAUCGUCGCUCGUCCUGUGAACGAAGAAACUCUGUUCCCUAACGAGGGUAACUGUAAGCGAUUCCGACAGCUGGCUCGUCUAUUUGCCGACCGCGCCGCUGCCCGAUGGAACGAGUCCGAGCAAAUGGAUUAUCUGAACAGGCUCUGGUCUAAAUACAUGCCGGAAUCGUCACCAAAUGUCGCCGUUGAUGCCCACCCCCGUCUCUCUGGUAUUAUGGACACCAUCAAUGCCUCCGAUGCCCAUGGACCGGGCACCAGGCUGCCCUCUGAGUUUUAUGACAAGAAGGCCCGUGCUGUCCUAGAUCGAAUUGCGGUGGAGGAGUGGUUUGCUGGCUACAGCGAAAGCACCGAGUACCGCAGGCUGGGUAUUGGUGGUCUGAUGGGUGACAUUGUUGAUCGUAUGGUUAGUACCGCCGUGGACGGCGGCUGGCACAGUAACACUUCUGCCUCUGGGUCUGGUAACCCAGAGACUGGCACACCUAUCAAAUUCGCGAUGAGCGGAUGCCACGACACUACCCUUGCGGCGAUCCUGUCUAGUGUUGGAGGUUUCCAAGACGGCUCGUGGCCACCUUUCACCUCGUCUAUUGCUGUUGAGCUCUUUUCCCAAGCUCCAAGCAAUCGUGCAGAUGCCGGUGCUGUCCUUGAGGAAUUCUCUAAUCCGCCAGUUUCCAAGAAGGGCGGUCUUCUCUCAUCGAUGUUCGGCAAGAAGAAACCUGUAACCCAGACGCUGGCGCCAUCCGCGACUGCACGUGCAUCCCUCGAUUCCUUCUCGGAAGAAACGCGUGACACUCUGCGCAAGCACUACGUUCGUAUCCGCUACAACGAUCAGCCCGUGACCAUUCCGGGCUGCGCAGCCAAGCCUGAGAAUCAUCUUCCCGGAGAUGAAACGUUUUGCACGCUCGAUGCAUUCAAGAGCAUCGUUGACAAGUUUACUCCCAAGAAUUGGACUGAAGAGUGCACGCAGAACUUGGGUGAAGGCCUGCAUGGAGUCAAUGACUCGGAACGCAGCGUCGCCGGAUUCUAA
Molecule: messenger RNA, 1527 nt
Organism: Penicillium odoratum
Lineage: Eukaryota; Fungi; Ascomycota; Eurotiomycetes; Eurotiales; Aspergillaceae
Product: putative acid phosphatase
Exons: 6
Coding region: 1-1527 (508 amino acids)
Biological process (GO): dephosphorylation
Molecular function (GO): phosphatase activity
Source: RefSeq, a predicted model, not a curated record